Molecule: messenger RNA, 5215 nt
Organism: Formica exsecta
Lineage: Eukaryota; Metazoa; Arthropoda; Insecta; Hymenoptera; Formicidae
Product: transcription factor SOX-9-like
Exons: 5
Coding region: 1258-2553 (431 amino acids)
Biological process (GO): regulation of transcription by RNA polymerase II
Cellular component (GO): nucleus
Molecular function (GO): RNA polymerase II cis-regulatory region sequence-specific DNA binding; DNA-binding transcription factor activity, RNA polymerase II-specific
Source: RefSeq, a predicted model, not a curated record
UCUCUCCCGGUGUUCGCGACGGACUUGCCGAGACUUACGGAGCAACAAGUGUUACCAGCACGCUGCCUUUGCCCCGCCCCCAAACGAACCAGCUGAGAAACGAUGUCAGCCUCGUGGUGGAAACUGCCCCGAGGCGAUGCAACCACCUCACUCGAGCGCCGAUCGCGCGACAAGCAUCCACGAACCCCGCUUUGAACUCGGCGCGAGUUUUACGCGAACGCGAACCCGGUUCGUCCCGGCGAAGGAAUUUCGAAAUCUCUCCGAAGUCACGGUAUCGAUAUGUGAAAUAUUUGAACACCCACGAAAGAAACUCUAUUAAGAAUAAGAGGUGCAGGAGUCGAGCAAGUUCCAUAGCCUCGCAAGACUGGGCCAGAACUGGUGCGAGUUAAAUUGUUUUUCACACAGCACAAUUGAACGCUUGAAUUUAUUAAAACUCUCUGUCAUAUGCUGCGAAGGAUGCUGUGAAGAACAAUUCUGUUCUUCAGUGACAUUACGGACGAUUUUACGACGUAACAAUACUUGGAUGUAAUCAUUGUCUCUUUCUAAGAGUACACAUCGAAUGGUAGACCGAUACAAGAUUCCGUUCAAACGUCAGUUUGACAUGUAUAAAAACACGUGCUAUCCAAUCGAGGAUAACCGCUAAUCGCUGAAGCAAAGUACAAUGAUCCACCGAAAAAUAUAAAAACACCGACCAUCGAAGGAUGCAAUUAGCGCGCGAUCCACAGUUUCAUCGUUCGAAUUUAUCCUCUCAGAAAAGAGAUUAAGCGCGAGACUUUCCAGCGCCGAGAUACAGACACAAAGAGAAAAGCGGCGCAGAUAAGAAGUGACGGAAUUGGCGAAUUGGGACGAGCAAACAGGCGAACACAAUAAAUAAAAGAUACGCAUACCGAAUCACGCGCGAGAUACGCGUCACUGCGAGUUAAUCGCGAGCGAAAUUAAUUAAACGCGACAACAAUCAACAGUCGAAACGUGACUUCCAAAAGAGAAGGAAAAUAAUAUCGACGGCAAAGAGAUCUGCAACGACGGCAAAACUAACCGAGUGAAGAAUCGCGAAAAAAAAGUGACACGCCGCGAUGAUAAAACGAUAACGAAACGGCAGCGACAAUUAAUUGAUUGACGGCUAUUCUUCACGACGGUUGAGACGAGAUGAGCGUGUUUUCCGCGUGUUGCGCGUGAUAAAUCGGUAAGACUGAUUGUGCGACUUCUCGACUCGAUCCUCGCGGUUCUCAUUGUUCGCGCGACGACGCGACUAAAGGGAUGAAGAUGAACGACGUCAAGCCGGAAAGCUCUAGUACGUCCAUUUCGUCGCCAGGCGGAAACAAUAAUAUUAAUAACAACAACAACAACAAUAAUAAUAACAUUAACGGUAAUGGUAAAGCGGCAGCCGCCGCCGCGGCGACGGUAGCUGCCAAUGGCGGCGAAGGGAUCAGCGCCGCCGUCGCCAAGGUUCUUCAGGGAUACGACUGGACUCUGGUACCCGUUGCUACCAAGGGCUCCGGCGACAAAAGGGCGGCCCAUGUCAAGAGGCCCAUGAACGCGUUUAUGGUGUGGGCCCAGGCUGCUAGGCGAAAACUGGCCGAUCAGUAUCCUCAGCUUCACAACGCCGAGCUGUCAAAAACGCUAGGAAAGUUAUGGCGGCUCCUGUCCGAUAACGAUAAGAAACCCUUCAUUGAGGAGGCCGAUCGCUUGCGCGUUAUCCACAAGCGCGAGCAUCCCGAUUAUAAGUAUCAACCACGACGUCGAAAGCAGAACGGGCCUUCUUCCGGUCGUGACAGUUCACCCUCGAGGAAUCAGAGCAACGUGACGUUUAGCGUUUCCAGGUCGUUGAAACAGGAGGACAUGAGUCCUAGGGGCGUGCAAGGACCUAAUUCACCACAAAGUGGCGUGAGCUCCUCGCCACCGACGACACCCAGUCAAGGUCUUUCACCGCCGACACCCCCUACGACACCCAGAGGACAGCAUUAUGUCAAUCAGACCAAUCAGCCUCCGCAGAACAAUACUGUGUACUACCAGGAAUUAAUUAGCAAUACGCCAUCGAGCGAUUCUCCGCAUCAGCAGCCGGCGGUCGAUCUUCGAUACAUCGAAGUCGGAGAUGGCCUUUCCGGCGAGGAAAACCAGUUGAAUGGCCUUGGCACUUUGGGCGGGCUCGGCCUGAAUCUCCCGGUGAACUUCCAAGAGUGCGAGGUCGAGAGCAGCGAGCUCGACCAGUAUCUACCACCCCAGACCGCGCCGAUACAUCAAUAUCCACCUGUGCAAGUCACCACCACUUCGCAAUGGCUAGUUAACAGAUAUGAAGAGGAGAUCGAGAGGCCGAUCAAGCGCCACUGCUCGGAGCAAGCGAUCGCGGAGGUUUCAUGGGAGGAUAGGACCCAGGAGAUGGUCAGGUACCACGAGUUACAGCCUCCCCUUCCACCGGUCCAGUACAUAUCUGCCCAUAACGCACAUCACUCGCACGCGAACGCGCAGAUGGGCCAUCCGCACGUGUCCACGUCUUAUACGCAAUAUGCUCAUCGCUACGUACCUGGCAUCGAGACGUGGCCAAAUUACAUGUAGGAUCAAAACCAGGUAAACGCGACCAUGGUCUGUCAUUAUUAUGGAGUGCUAAUAUGCGCCGUAGGAGAUAUCAUUGAAUAUUCGAUUUACGCACAAAUAAGCGAGUAAAAAAAUUCGCAUAGAUCGUUGAAAAGUAUUUUAAAGAUAGAUUUUUGAAAUUUGAUAUACUGAUUUUUCCUUAAUAUAUCGACAAAUAUUAUCUUUGAUUCGAAAUUUUCACACAUCAAUUAAAUACUUAAUGACUAUAUUUAAUAAAAUAAAUUUACUACGCGCUAAUACAUCAACAUAAAAUUAUAUAAUGAUUGAAAUUGCCUUUUAAAUUAUUUAAGAAUCGAAGAUUUGUUACACAGGGAGAAGGGAAGGUUUUAAUCCCAACUUUUAUUUACGCAUGUGUUGUUUUAUUUUUAAUAAUAUAAUUAGAUUUUUCAAUCGAGAAACACUUCUCGUGCGAGAAAAUAUCGAUAUACAAAUCUUUCAAAGAUCUGCCUUUAAAAUAAUAUUUGUGUGUAGAUACUUCUACGGAUAUAUUUUUGUAUAAAACGCGUUAAAUGACGCGUUAAAGACACUUUAUUUUUUUACGUCGACUAUUUUAGUUAUAUCGACGCAGAGUUACAAACGCAGAUUGUAUAAACAAAUUGGAUUAAUCACCGCGGUGUUAAAUUCCUGCGGCAUUGCUGGGCAUUGAGCCUGAAAGAUAGCCAAAUACAACGUAAUUAACGAUUAUAAUUACAAAGACGAAUUAUAUUAAUAAAUAUAUAUGCGAUUUUGGUCGCGAAUUGUACGCAGAAUGCGCAGCUAAUGCGCGAGCUUUGUGUGAUAAAGUUUAUAACAUUAGCGUACGCAAAUAUUUCAGUUAUCACUCGUGGAUCGGUUUUAGGAGAGCGUUCCUUCCUCAGGAAGGAAAUCUUAAUAUUAUUUCUAACGUCUAUAAUAGCAUUGCGAAUCUAAAAAGAGAAGUACAAUAAAUAUGAAAGUUAUAUAUUUCGAGAAUCUUUUUCUGAAAACUUACGACUGGGAUUGAAAUCUUAUUGCGUUCUAAUUCCACGUACAAAUUCUACAAACGCUUACAUAUGUAAUAUAUCUGCCUUAAACUAACUAAAACAAGCAAUAUACAAGUAUAAGCCAAACAGGAAAGAGUUUGUUGCAUCGAAUCGCAUCUUUUGAAAAGCGCAGAAUGUAAAGAGCAUAAUAUAUAUGGCAUUUAUAUAAUAUUGUGAAUAUUUUGAAAAAAUACUUUAAAAUUCGUCGCAAAUUUAUCUUUUUUCUCCUUAUUUUACAAAGAAUAUAAAGGGAAAUAUAUAUAUAGAUCGGAGUGGUUGCGCUCUCUAAUUUACUGUAGAUAUAUCUUUACUAGAGAUACUCACAAGUCCGAGAUUGGCAGAAUUAAAUCACUUGAGUUAUAUUUUUCCUUGUUUUCAAUAUUUUAAGAUAAACAGGCAGACUCACAUUUCUUCACUUAUUUUUUUUUCUUAAUGUUUGUAUUUUUGAAAACUUAUAUCUUUAUAUGAAAUAUACCUUUGCUAUAAUAUUUAUAGUUUUGCGUCUGGCAAAUCAUUAUAUUGCUACAAUUAGUGUCGUUAUGUGUUUCUGCUGAAUUUAAUUUUAUUGUUUUAACAAAAGAGAGAACAAAGAUUUUCUUCUCAAAAUAAAAUAAAAAAUUGUAACAUUUUUUUAAAAAUAAGAUAUUAAUAUUCUUCUCGUUUUAUAAUAUAUCUGUUGGUAUAAUUAUAUUCAUAUAAAAUUAUUUAUAAUUAUUGAAUCCGAGAAACGGUCAUGUUACAUACUUUUUGCUCGAUACGAAAAUGGCAGAUUAGCCAUUCUCCGGCUUGAGAGUCUCUACUAUGUAGACGAGGCGCGGCCACGAUACUCACCAUGACAUCAUUCCAUGACAGCCGGCCAUUCCAAAGCGCAGAAUUUCAGGCCAAACAAACAGGCGGCCGCUCGAUAUAUACGGUGCCCAACGGCGCGUUCCAAAUGUAAUAAUAUAUACUAUACUACAUAUAUACGCGAGACGCGCGGACGCUAUAAAUCGUCGAUCGGUUUGCCGUACGCUCGCGCACGUCUCGUUCAAAUAAACGGCUGAAAUACGAUCGAGGGUGGCAACAAAUGUACGCUUGGAAUUUUUUAUUUUAUGAUCCAAAGUAUUUCAGAAUUUAAAAAUUGUCGCGUAGUCGAAACUCGCGGAUCAUCUCGACUAUUCCAAUUAUAUUCUGACCUUCUUGAAAAAAGGAAAUUAAUUGCGGAAAUAAAAAAAUUGAAGAUUUAAUAUUAUAAGAAAUUUAUCCUCUUUCUAUUGUGUUUGAAAAUCACAAAUGCAGUUCUUCUGAAUUAAUUUGGAUUCUGUAAAAAAAAUCGCUGCCGGAGACGACCGAUAUAUCGAGGGACCGAUUAGCCUGAAUAUCGAGCGUGCAGCUAAUGUAAAUGAGCUUACAGCUCCGUACUAAAAUAUAUAGAUUGCAUAUAUUAUUAACACUAGUUACUACGCUGACAGCCGUGCUUUUGUACUUAGAUAUUUAUUCACAAUAUUACGAGAAUUGAUAGAAAAAGCGUAGGUUAAUGUCUCGGUGUAGUUGUGCAUGUUGGGAGGCGAGCAUUAAAUCGUAAUUUAUAAGUGAGAUGUACGCUAAUUUGUAGAAAUAAAACAAAAAGAGACUAAAAUCAA